AUUGUAACUGUGACGUGCACUUUAUAGUUCCUUCUAAAGUUCUCUCUGCACUCGUGUUGUUAUUCAACCGGCGUGCAUAGGUAAAAAAUUUUUAUAUGCUUCGUAUUUUAAUUUAUUCUAAUCGUUCAGUUAAUAUGCCAGAAAAACGCCAAUAAACAUUCAACUAUCGCAACGGUAACUUAUCGGCGCAGUCUUUUCUUGAAAAAUCAGAAAUGACUUGCAACAAUUUUUGAUACCGGCGACAUUGCUUUCGGGGGGUCGUGCGUCCGUUAUCGCGUGUUAAAUUUGCUUAAACUUGAUAUUCGAAACAAAAAAAAACAAAGAAAUGUCGAGAGAGAACCAGUUAUAAGCAAAUAAGCGUAUCAAGAGUUUGAUUAAGAAUCGAAGCGACGGAUGAGGAGGGUGAAACCGUGCUGAAUGAAAAGAAAAUAAGAAUAUACAUCGCCCGUGACAGUUUGUCACGAUUGCCCUAGAUUGCCCUUUAGUGCAACACGCACGACGCACGCACGCACGCACACUACUAUCACCGCACCACUGCGCUCCCGUGAAGUAGAACUAACACGUGGCAUCGAAGUGAUCUUUCGAUAUAGUACUAAGGUUAUUCGGCGAUUAGGUAACUUGGUGAAAAUCACGGAAGAAAGAUCGAGCGAUCAGGAUCUCAACGCAGUUUUGAGCACGCCGAUAGCAACAAAAUUUGGAAUGAUACACUACUCCUGCGAAUUGUGACGUCACAUGAUAAACGCGGCAAAUUCGUGCCGUCCGGGGUUACAGUUUGUGGAUACGAGUGCCAAACGUCGGCUUUUCAAUUAGAGGUUUGCUCGUUCAAAGAUGAGUCAACAAUUGCAGACUCACUUAAUUGCUGCUGCUAUUGGGGCAACUAUUGGCGUUAUAAGUGCAGCUAGUAUUUUUAUUUAUCAGAAAGUCUUAGAGAAACGACAACAUUCUAUGAAAAAUGCUCAUCUUGAUGAAGUGGAUCGCCGUCUAGCUGAGCUGCAAGAAGAAUUAGAAAGACUGAGAGUGCAGCAAAAUCAACAGAGGAGGAAGAAGAAGAAGCAGCUUAAUCGUAAAAAUGACAAUGAUAAUACAUUAGCUGUAACAGAUGAUACAGAUGUCUAUUCAACAGCUGGUACAGAUAUCGGCGAGGAUGAAUUCUUUGAUUGCUCAGAUAGUGAAAAUGGCAUUAGCGAUAUUGAAAACAGGACAAUUGAAGCCACCUGCCUUGGAUUAGACCUUGCCAUCUUCGAUUUACAUUAUCAACAAGAUGGAUACGAAAAAGAUGAUUACUUUGAACUACGAAAUCUCGCAGACACUUAUCCGGAUAAUGUAGAUGUAAUUUGGAGAUAUGCCAGAAGUUGUUACAAAUAUUCAGAAUAUUGUACCACUGAUCCAGAUGUACAAAAAGCUGCUCUCGAUGCAGGAAUUAAAGCCUGCGAGAAACUUCUUACUGUAUCAAACGCAGAUUUGCACAAAUGGUGCGCUAUACUUGUAGGUGUAUAUGGCGAUUUUUUGCCAGUAACAGAGAAAAUAAAAAACGGUUACCGCUUCAAGGAACUUGUAUUGGAAGCCUUGGAGAUAAGUCCGCAUGACUCUGACUUACAUUAUCUACUCGGUAGAUUCAAAUACGAGGUGGCUAACUUAAGUUGGAUAGAGAGAAAGGUUGCUGCAACAUUAUUCUCGGAGCCACCAAGUGCCUCGUACGAAGACGCAAUCGAUAGUUUCCAAAAAGUGGAAAAAUAUUCAGUUGAUGUGAACUUAGAAAAUCGACUGUUUCUCAGUAAAUGUUAUAUAGCACUGAGCGAGUAUGAACAGGCUUGCAACUGGCUAGAAAAAACUUGUGAUUCGCCAGUCACAAGCAAAGAUGAUGAAAAAACACAAAAUAAUGCUCGUGAACUCCUUACUAAAUAUUCGAAAUAUCGUCAGUAGCAGCAGCAUUAAUAGAUCUGAAUAUAUUCAUUCCAUACGUUACAAACAUUAAUAUAUUAAUCACGUGAUAUACGUAAGCAAUUUAUAGUUAAACAUGAAUUUUAUAGUUAAACGGGAAAGGUAAAUAUACGAGCAAUUUUAAUUAUGGAGGUGGAAAUAUAGAUAACAAUUUUAUUGAUUUUUAUAUAAAACUGUGUAAAAAUAAAACUAGUGUAUGCUUCAUUGGAAACGAAAAAGCAUACAAAGUGUUUUAGGGGAAACAUGUUUGACGAACGGCUAGAAAAAUGCAUUAAAACUAUUAUUUUAUUGUAUAAAUAAUAGGCCUGUCAAGUUUUAUUAUAUAUCUUAUAUGAACUGUAAAUUUACUAUUAUAAUUAUAACUUUAUCUUUUUAUCGUCUAUUUCUUAAUAAAAAUAAUGUAUUAUAACA
Linepithema humile (Argentine ant) is the source of this 2352-nucleotide messenger RNA. Its product is annotated as regulator of microtubule dynamics protein 1-like. NCBI's taxonomy places the organism in Eukaryota, Metazoa, Arthropoda, Insecta, Hymenoptera, Formicidae. Gene Ontology annotation, cellular component: cytoplasm; spindle microtubule; mitotic spindle pole. The record is from RefSeq and is a predicted model, not a curated record. Gene Ontology annotation, molecular function: microtubule binding.